This is a messenger RNA of Cimex lectularius (bed bug), 1138 nucleotides long. RefSeq lists its product as uncharacterized. The transcript has 3 exons. Gene Ontology annotation, biological process: positive regulation of voltage-gated potassium channel activity; sleep; regulation of synaptic transmission, cholinergic. Lineage: Eukaryota; Metazoa; Arthropoda; Insecta; Hemiptera; Cimicidae. Bases 157 to 630 code for a protein of 157 amino acids. The record is from RefSeq and is a predicted model, not a curated record.
AGAUAGCCCAGUUCUUGCCGCGAGUCCGUUGAGCCGAGGUCUCUUCUAUGUUCAGGACGGGCUGAUCCUCGGUCGUUUCUCUUUUCGACUCGGACCCGGUGAGUUAGGUACCACGCCUUCGGGGUUUCCACGCUCUGAGUCUUGGCCAGAGCGGAUAUGCCAGGAUCCGGUAAACGCGAGAUCGGAGCAAUCCUCCUGGCCGCCUUCCUCGCUCAGAUAGGGUGUGGGAUCGAGGCGAGGGCAGAAGUGACCACACCUGCAGAACAGUCUUGGAUCAUGUGCUACCAAUGUAACUCAGAGUACGACCCCCGAUGUGGGGACCCGUUCGAUCCGUACUCACUCGGAAAAGUCAACUGCAGCUUAGUAGAACCUUUAGAACACCUUCCAGGUCAACGUCCAUCUAUUUGCCGUAAAAAUGUACAAAAAGUUUACGGAAAAAUCAGAGUCGUCCGUGGCUGUGGAUACAUACAAGACAGCAAUUUAAAUGCCGAAAAGUGUUUAUAUCGAUCUGGAACCUAUAAUGUACAUGCACAAUAUUGCUCAUGCACAGGUGAUCUCUGUAACUCGGCAAAUCAAGCCGUCACAUCAGCACUACUUAUAAGUUUUCUUACAGUGGCUGCAAUUUUAUAACAAACCAGCAAAUAGAAAUAGUCACAGAAUAGACUGGCUUUAAAUUAGAUUUCUUGUCAAAAAGAAAGAAUGCCUAUUAAAGGUUUUAGUGAUGCAUUUUUGUUCGAUUACGUUAAUGCAAAUUUAUUUAAUCAGGUUCCUAUUAGAUUUGUAAUUUUCAAAAGUGCAAAUCAAUAUUUAUGGAAUAGACUUUUAACAGAGUAAAUCCCCCGACUAAUACUUUUUCAUUUUUAUUUUUUUUUAAAGAAUUUCAUUGUAAUGAAUAAUUAAUUGCCCUACUAUAAAUAAUGUUGUUCAAGAACUAUCAAUAUGGAAAAAUCUAUUAAUAAUAUUGUAAAAGAACUAUCAAUAUGAAAAAUCUAUUGAUAUUAUUGUCAACUGUCCUUAUGGAUAAAUCUGUUGAUAUUACUGUAAAAAGACUAUCAAUAUGGAAAAAUCCAUAUAAAAAAGCAAUGAUAUAAAUUAUUUUUUAUCUAAUUGUAACAACAUAUCUUUGUCAUUUAAAAUG